This is a messenger RNA of Daldinia vernicosa, 153 nucleotides long. RefSeq names its product mitochondrial outer membrane translocase complex, subunit Tom5. The transcript is spliced from 3 exons. Lineage: Eukaryota; Fungi; Ascomycota; Sordariomycetes; Xylariales; Hypoxylaceae. Bases 1 to 153 code for a protein of 50 amino acids. The record is from RefSeq and is a predicted model, not a curated record.
AUGUUUGGCGGAUUCGCACCACCCCAGUUCUCAAAAGAGGAGCUCGAGCAGCACGAGGCUGAAGCUACCUCUACGGUCCAGCUCUUCUUCGGCGCCGCAGUCGUGCUCUACUUCUCUCCUUUCGCCGUUGACCUCGUCUCGAGCGUAUUUUAA